Messenger RNA from Puccinia graminis f. sp. tritici CRL 75-36-700-3, 2769 nucleotides. RefSeq lists its product as uncharacterized. The record is from RefSeq and is a predicted model, not a curated record. Lineage: Eukaryota; Fungi; Basidiomycota; Pucciniomycetes; Pucciniales; Pucciniaceae. The transcript has 6 exons. Bases 1 to 2769 code for a protein of 922 amino acids.
AUGGUCAAACCAAAACGAACGAUCAAAGACCACUUCAAACCCAUCACAACAACCCAACAACAGAACGAUAACAAGAACAAACCAUCAGCAACCGAACCUAAAACAACAGCAACUAGAAGAUCAACAACCAGAGUAACAACUUCAAAAACAUCACCAACCUCAAGACCCAGAACGACAACCCUAAAAACAUCACCUAAACGAACAUCCAUCUCAACAUUGCCCAAAAGCAGCAAGACAAUCAAGAAGAACCACACACCCUCACCUCACUCCAGCAGCUCACUUUCCUCACUCUCCUCACUAGAUGACAACCCAACACCAACCAAAAGAACGACAAAAACAAGACCAACAACGAUCCAAAACAACAAGAACGAUCAUCACAUUGAAAUAGACGAUGAUGAUGACGACGACGACGACGAUGAACUACCCGAUCAUGACUUUGCUCUACCAACUAAACGCAAAACCAUCCAAACCAAACCACAGAAACCGGACCCAAAAACGAAUACCCCACAUCAGAAAUCACCAUCACCCUCCUCCAGCUUCAAUCCAGCCCGAAGACGGAGCUCCAGACUCGUCCCAUCGACCAGCAAACCAUCCCCAUCGAUCUCGAUCGGCAGCGGAUCAAAAACGAUGAUCAAAUUGAACAAGCCCGCCGGCCCCGCAAAAUUCUCACUAGAAGACAUCCUCAAGGACCGACGCAUACGCUCAGAGAAACAGGCCAACCUCAAACGGACCCGUGAGGCGCUUGGAGUCUCCGAAGACAACGAACAGACCCCCGACGAACUACUAGCUAGCCACGACCCUCUGCUGACCCCACAGAAGAAGUCUAAGACCAACAGCAGUCAUCAUGAUUCUAAGACUGUCAACGGACUCGACUCGAUCUGUGCUCAAGAUCCGAGCACCCCGCCGAAAGCGAUGAUCAUGCUGAGCGAUCGGACUGCCGAUCUGAUCAUCAGCCCCUCGAAAGCGAUCCUCUUGGACGAGAAAGAUAUCGAUCGAUUCCAAUCUGCGCUUGAUACUCAAUCCACCGCUCACAAGCCUAAAAUACACAAAAUCUUACGCGACGAUCUCGUCUCCGGAAAGCUAUCUGGUCUCAAUCGAGGGCUCAACUACCGACAACUCUUCCAUCCCAACCUACUCAACCCUGAGUCUACUGCCAAUCCCCCACCACCUUCGCUUCCUAGGAUCGAUUAUUGUGGUCUUGAAGGCGUUUCGAAAGAUCCUGAGGUCAUCGAAUUCGUCCAAGAGCUGAUUGACAAUCUCAAAUAUUCGAUCAGACAUCCCGACGCGUUACCGAUCGACCUAACGCGAGUGAUUCCAGAGUCAUUAACCAAUGGGACAUUAGCAGACGAGUCGGGGACGAUGAUAAUGACGCACAAGACGAUCUUCGGGCUGCUCUUCCGACCGUUGAUUAACCCAGAGUACCCGGCGCCGGUCGCGAGGAAAGCAGUGGUGCUGAUCGAGGCCCUGCUCGCAACGCUCUCCGCGACGCCUUCUCUGAACAGACUGCAUGAGUUCUGGCUGAGCACCCUCCAGGAUGGUCUCUGUCAAUUAGGCCUCCUCCCCCACCUCGUCUUUUUCGGUAACUAUUCCAACCAGGAUCCCGCUCGGCUCGAAUCCUCAAACCCCUCGUUCGCGUUCACGCUCACUACAGCUACUGAGAGAUUCCGAUUGGUGCUCAAGCUCUUCACCGUUCUUUCUUCAGCCUCCUAUCUGAACGACCGAGGUCGGAUAUGGGCAUUGACGAUUGCACUACGAGUGGGUGUAGAGCCAACGAGUAGCAGCUUGAGGGCGGACGUGAUGGAAGUUAUUUCGCAUGUGAUCACGACGGUCUAUCAUGGGUCUUCGGGAGAGCAGUCGACCAAGGAGACCAAGAUCAGUCUGUUAGUCGAGACGCUCAAGGUGGCCAUCGACCUACACACAUGGACCAACCAGCUCGACCUCGUCCGCCUCUUCCCCGCCCAUCUUCCCUUCCGCAAAGCUCUCGUCAUCGGCGUUGUCAAUCUCGCCGUCGGCCAUCUUGACGCGCCUGCUCCAGUCCAGGAGGAGGGAUUGUACAAGAUGGCUCGCUGGUUGGCCCACAUCACAAAUCGAUUCACGACUGAUCCGCCCACUCGGGAGAUCUUCAACACGCUCAAAGAAAGGUCUCGACGCCCAUACGAGCCAGCGCCCUUGGCCUCGACAGUGACAGAGCCAAAGAGCCAAGAGGACGAGCCUAUGGGCGCCACACAAGACUCGACAAUGUCGAGUUUGAUUGAGAUUGAGAGCACUAAAAAGCCGAUCAAAGAGGAGAAGUUUCGGCCAGCCUUUGCGGGCUAUUUGGGCUCCGAAGACGCCAUCAACGAGGCCCAAUUCUCCGCCCUCGUGCUUCUCUUCCAAACCUUGACCAUGGGCCUUUGGGACUUCCUCAUCGACCCUAAGAAUCUCCCUAUAUCCAAACCUCCGGCGGCGCCUCCCUCAUCCAAUCCUACCCCUCCCGCUUCCUUUUCUUCCGCUCCUCUUCCUCCCGCCGAUCCGUCCUCUUCUUCUUUUGAAGCAAAGCUCACCGGGAAUGUUUGGAUCACUUUGGUCCAUCAAGCUUUAGAAUCAUUGGAUCAUUCAAUCAAGAGUUGCACGUCUCCUCAUCAUCAAGCUGAUCGAAUCAAACUCAAAAAUAUCAUCUUUCGUUUGGCUACUGCAUUGGACUUCUUAAAUCGCGAAAGCUUUUUAAUCGCUAAAGGGAUGGAUUUCAAAGGUCAAUUCAAGUUGGAUCGGUUCCUAAAAAAAUCUUAA